AAGAAACACGAGCGCCAACAUUCACUAAAGUCUAAAACGGUAAAAACCCUCUCUGCUGAAAGCUGAAAGCUGAAAGGGGUUUUGCGUUAGGAAUUAGGAUCCGCUCGUUCUCUCUGCUUCAGUAGGAUCAAACAAUGCCUUCUUCGAGUUCGAAUUCAAAGCAGAAAAAGAAGCAAUCCAAAGUUUUGCAGAAGCACUCAUCAUUGUCAUCCAAUGGCACUACCUCGCCUUCCAAAACGCUCCAACCUUCCGAACUCACCUCUUUCUGCGAAGAAGCUUCUCGAAAGUUCUCUUCUCUCAUCGCUAAAUCCGCCUUCGUCGCCGAACUCACCCACGUCGACGACACCGUCCCCGUUUCUAACAGAAUCUGGCUCUCCGCACCUUCCAUGCUCUCCCUCUCUUUCUCCCCCGCUUCCACUGUCUCGGUGUCUAUUCCAUCUUCCGGGGAGAAAAGUUCGCAAUUGCAUAGCUUUCCCCUUGCUUCGUUAGCUGAUGAAUGUGAAAAAUUCUAUGAAUUGGAAAGUAGCAAGGCCUUCGAUGAUUAUGCGGGAAACUACUUUGUGCUUGCAACAGUGUUUCCUUCUAGUAAGGUUUUGAAGAAUGGAGUACGCCUGUCUUCAAACCUUUAUUAUGCCAUGGGGUGUCCUCCUUUGGGCACAAGUGUGUUUGUUCAUCCAAUACAGAAAAGUCUUGCAAAUGGGAGCAAUGAACAACAUUCUACAGAAAAUAAUUGUCUGCCUAUAUAUAAUUGCAAGGAAUUGUAUCUUCAGUUGGUUCCUUCUAAGAAUGGGCUGCCAUUGAAAUUUAAUAACUUUCCCUCAUCGGGCAUGUCUAAGGUGAAAUCCCAUGUCCAAUCUGAGAAUGAUAUCAUUGCAUCUCCUGCAACGCCUUCGAAUGGAUCAAAGUUUUCUAAUGCUAUUGGGAUGUCUUCUCCACUAUUUGAUGAUUCAGCGUCUAGUGUGCCAAAUCUGAAUAGUCAAUCGUUGAAUUCAUUUGAUGUUAGCUUAGCAUUACGGGAUGAAAGUUCUAAAGAAAUACUACUGACGGGUGCAAAACCAUGGUUAUAUUCUCGCUCUUUACUUCUAGGGAAUCUUGUCAAUGUCCCAAUGCUAUCAGAGUUGUGCUUUUUCCAAGUGAUAGGAGCUAAGAAGCAGCCAGUUACCAAAUCUGAUCAUUGUCCAUCAAAUGGAAACAGUGAUUUAUAUCCUGAGGAUUCUGAUAUAGCAGAGAGUGUAAAUCAGGCUUUCACUGUUAACGAUGAAACAAAGGUGUUUUUAUCUCUGCCAUCAAAUGCAGCAUCCGAAGAGCCAAUUCAAAGGGAUAUACCUUGUGUGAAACUAGAACACAAAGUUGCUAAUGCUAGUUUACAUGAUAAAAUCUCUAAAUUGGGUGGUCUAUCCAAAGAAUAUACACUUCUAAAAGAUAUAAUUUCUUCAUCUGUGAGCGAUGCUUUAUCAAGUUUUGGUUUAAGAACCACAAGAGGUGUCCUUCUUCAUGGUCCACCUGGUACAGGAAAGACUUCCCUGGCUCAAUUAUGUGCUCAUGAUGUUGGGGUCAAAUUUUUCCCAAUAAAUGGACCUGAGAUUGUUACCCAAUAUUAUGGGGAAAGUGAGCAACAAUUGCAUGAACUUUUUGAUUCAGCCAUUCAAGCUGCACCUGCCGUGGUAUUCAUUGAUGAAUUAGAUGCAAUUGCCCCUGCAAGGAAAGAUGGAGGUGAAGAGCUAUCUCAAAGAUUGGUUGCAACUUUAUUAAAUCUGGUGGAUGGAAUUAGUAGAAGUGAAGGGUUACUUGUAAUUGCUGCCACUAACCGGCCUGACCAUAUUGAGCCAGCUCUCAGACGACCGGGAAGAUUUGACAAGGAAAUUGAAAUUGGUGUGCCAUCACCCAACCAACGUUCGGAUAUUUUGCUCACUCUUCUCAGUGAAAUGGAUCACUCUCUCGCGGAGUUGCAAAUUGAAAACCUUGCCACCGUCACUCAUGGUUUUGUGGGUGCUGAUCUAGCUGCACUUUGCAAUGAGGCAGCCUUGAUUUGCCUACGGCGUUAUGCUAAUUUUAAGAAGACUUAUGAUUCUUGUUCUGAUUAUAUAACAGAGCAACCUGCUCUGAUGAAUGGUGCAACAAACUCAAUAGAUCAUUCAGGUGAUGCAACUUCAUCUGUUUCAGAUAUGUCAGUGGCCUCCAGUCGUGUAUUACCUUCCUGCAUGAUUGGAAUGACUUCUGAAGCUAUGGAAAUAAUUCCUGAUAGUGGCGAAGAAGAGCAGAUUUUGAAAGUAAGCUUUGAAGAUUUUCAGAAGGCUAGGAUGAAAAUAAGACCUAGUGCCAUGAGAGAGGUAAUCCUUGAGGUUCCAAAGGUUAAUUGGGAAGAUGUUGGUGGUCAAAAGGAGGUCAAAGCUCAAUUGAUGGAAGCGGUUGAAUGGCCACAAAAACACCAUGAUGCAUUCAAUCGUAUUGGGACUCGCCCUCCUACCGGUGUAUUGAUGUUUGGGCCUCCAGGUUGUAGUAAAACCCUCAUGGCACGUGCAGUUGCUUCUGAAGCAGGGCUGAACUUUCUAGCAGUCAAGGGUCCUGAACUCUUCAGCAAAUGGGUUGGUGAAUCUGAGAAGGCUGUCAGAUCAUUAUUUGCAAAAGCAAGGGCCAAUGCCCCAUCAAUAGUAUUUUUUGAUGAAAUAGAUAGUCUUGCUGUAACUCGUGGGAAGGAAAGUGAUGGUGUUUCAGUAUCAGAUAGGGUCAUGAGUCAACUUCUUGUUGAGUUGGAUGGUCUGCAUCAAAGAGUUAAUGUCACCGUCAUAGCUGCUACAAAUAGGCCAGACAAGAUUGACCCUGCCCUUUUAAGGCCAGGACGCUUUGACCGUCUGCUAUAUGUUGGACCUCCAAAUGAGGUGGACAGGGAAGAGAUAUUUCGCAUACAUCUGCGUAAAAUCCCGUGUGGUUCUGAUGUUAGCCUUAAAGAACUAGCUCGACUCACAGAUGGUUGUACAGGGGCUGACAUAUCAUUGAUAUGUCGGGAGGCAGCUGUUGCAGCAAUUGAGGAGAGCCUUGAUGCUUCAGUUAUAACAAUGGAGCAUUUAAAGAUGGCAAUCAAACAGAUCCAGCCAUCAGAAGUUCACUCCUACCAAAAGCUGUCAACAAAAUUUCAAAGAGCCGUCCGCUGCUGUGAUAUAAAGGAUGAAUUCAAUGAUAUGCCGUGCGACAGUAGAUCUACUCAGUUCAGCAUUUGGAAGUUCAUAAAAUCUUACACAUUGUAAAAUCGUUCCUCUAUCAGAUUCCAUUUGUCAUCUUUAAUUUGAGAACUGCUCCAGGUAGUUAACAACAGUCCUCAGGGAACUAUUAUGUUUGUCAUAUUCCAGUGACUGGGCUCAUGUGCAUUACAUGGGGAUCAUCUGCCCUGCCAACUGGCUAGAUUGAGCCCUUAUUUAAAGUACGAGUGCAGUAUCUGUGAAGCACUAGUAAUGGGGAUCAAUGUCUUCACCCACAGAGUAAGAGAAAAAUGUGUAAUUGCCCAAAUUUGUGCUGAAACCCCUUGGCUGAAUCAUGGUCAGCCUUUCCGUUGAAAGAUGAAAAUAUUUUGAGAAUGAUUACUAAUGUGGUCUCACGUGAGUUUUGCUUGCGUGUUACUUUUGAAGGUGAGAGAUAGCAGUGUUGUAUGAGGAACUCUGCCAUCCAUAUCUGUGCGCCAUUUUCAACAAUUUUCUCUAGGUCUCGGCUUCACAAGUUUGUAGUUGUACACAAAAUCAUAAAUUAUCAAGUUUGUUGAUAAAACUUACAUAGCUUGAGGAUUAUGUACAGUAUAUUAGCACAGAGAGCAACGUAUAUACUGAUUACUCAUGUUUUGGCAAAUUCAAUGCGUUAUGCUGUACUCCUCGAGUUAUUUGAACACUCAACUUGUAAUAUCACAGAAGUUGUAGAUGAAAUUUAUUGACUAGAAGAUGAUAACACGAUUUUAGAUCGAAUGUUUUUUUA
Glycine soja is the source of this 3960-nucleotide messenger RNA. RefSeq names its product calmodulin-interacting protein 111. The record is from RefSeq and is a predicted model, not a curated record. NCBI's taxonomy places the organism in Eukaryota, Viridiplantae, Streptophyta, Magnoliopsida, Fabales, Fabaceae. The transcript is spliced from 11 exons. The coding region runs from base 135 to 3245 and encodes 1036 amino acids. Gene Ontology annotation, molecular function: ATP hydrolysis activity; ATP binding. Gene Ontology annotation, cellular component: cytoplasm; chloroplast.